AUGCGGCUUCUAAAGUUCGACGAUCAGGGCGAACUCAGCCUGACCGAGGAUCUUCACGACGGUAUUCCCCCCUACGCCAUCCUCUCGCAUACGUGGGGAGACGAUAAGGACGAGGUCGAUUUCGACGACCUCAAACACAAAUCGUUCAAGAGCAAGGCUAGCUAUGCGAAGAUCCGGUUCUGCGGCGAGCAGGCGAAGAAGGACAACCUCGAUUACUUCUGGGUGGACACAUGCUGCAUCAAUAAAGCGAAUAAUACGCAAUACUCGGAAGCCAUCAACUCGAUGUUUCGCUGGUACCGCGAUGCCGUCAAGUGCUAUGUCUACCUGGCCGACGUGUCAAUCCCUGACGGAGAAGACCCGACAGAACGGACCUGGGAGCGGGCCUUCCGUAACAGCAAAUGGUUCACACGGGGGUGGACGCUUCAAGAACUACUGGCGCCGUCGUCGGUCGAGUUUUUUUUCGCGAGAAGGGCAGCGGUUAGGUAG
This is a messenger RNA of Cladophialophora immunda, 486 nucleotides long. RefSeq lists its product as uncharacterized. The transcript has a single exon. Bases 1 to 486 code for a protein of 161 amino acids. The record is from RefSeq and is a predicted model, not a curated record. Lineage: Eukaryota; Fungi; Ascomycota; Eurotiomycetes; Chaetothyriales; Herpotrichiellaceae.